Tachysurus fulvidraco (yellow catfish) is the source of this 1282-nucleotide messenger RNA. RefSeq lists its product as uncharacterized. NCBI's taxonomy places the organism in Eukaryota, Metazoa, Chordata, Actinopteri, Siluriformes, Bagridae. Gene Ontology annotation, cellular component: external side of plasma membrane. Gene Ontology annotation, biological process: positive regulation of T cell proliferation; T cell costimulation; negative regulation of T cell proliferation. The record is from RefSeq and is a predicted model, not a curated record. The coding region runs from base 76 to 804 and encodes 242 amino acids. The transcript is spliced from 4 exons.
UUUGUUUCCACCAAAAGUCACCACGACAGGACAGACAAAAAUCUGCCAACACUCCACAAGAGUCUUCCAGACAUCAUGUCCCUCCUUUAUAUUUCCAUCUUAUGGGUCUGUGCCUGUGUGGACAGUGCAGAAUCUCUGGUUACUGUAUCAGCUGCAGUGGGUUCCACAGUCAUCCUGCCGUGUAAACUGACUGAAGAGUUCAAAAAUACAUCAUUUAUUAGGUGGCAGCUCAAUAAAGACCUUGUGUUUGAGAGAAGCAGUAAUAUCAGUAGGUCAGGUUCAGGAUAUGAAGGACGUGUGGAUGUUCCUCUGGACGAGUUGCGUAAAGGAAACUGUUCCCUGGUGUUGAAGAACGUCAGAUUUACUGAUGACCAAACCUACUAUUCCUUUAUAAUGGUACAUGUUGACAUUACUAACACUACAGAAGUGGAAGAAAUUACCAGAGUUAAUCUCUCAGUCUAUGCUCUUCAGAUAUCAGCUCCAGUGGGUUCCACAGUUGUCCUGCCGUGUGAUUGGAGUCAUCUGUCCAUCAAAACUCCUUACGUUCAGUGGUUUAUCGAUUCUGAGACUGUGUUUGAGCGAAAGGGUAAAGAUUCAUAUCCGGGUAAAGGAUAUGAGGGUCGUGUGGACGUUCCUGAGGACGAGCUGCUUAAAGGAAACUGUUCCCUGGUGAUGAAGAACAUCAGUGUUAGUGAUACAGGAAUCUACAGCAGCUCCAUGUUAAUUACAGACACACAGGAAUCUGUCUUGGUCCAGAAGGUUAAACUGACAGUUGGUAAGUGGAUUAAUCUCAGACGAUACUGAGUACGACACACAUCAGUACACAACGUUUAAAAUGUCUGGAAAGUUACUGAGUGACUUGAGCAGCAUGUUUCCUGUAGAUGUCAGUGUUUUUCAGUCCUGGUUGAGAGAGAACUACACAGUUUAAUGUUCCCAGAUCAUUCUAAAGCUUUUCAUGGCUGUGUUAGACUGAGUGAGGAGAACACACACCUCCUGUCCUGUAUUUCACUACUGUUUCAGCACACACUCAGUCACGUCCUCUCAAUAAUCAACACUCAAUCCUCAUCUAAGAGCCUUGUGAUCUGAUAAAGUACUGAAAUGGUUCUUAACCAAUAACUCUGAUCUGACAUUGAUAAAAUAUCUUCACUUUCCAUUUCCAGUUGAUUAAAACAUUAUAAAUGUAGAAUAAAUGAAAGUGACCCAGUGUUUGUGAUCCUUUCACUCUGAACAGGGUUUCAUGGAAAAAGCAGUACAUUAGGAUGGAAAAAGAACCUGGUUAGAU